Molecule: messenger RNA, 1313 nt
Organism: Gilbertella persicaria
Lineage: Eukaryota; Fungi; Mucoromycota; Mucoromycetes; Mucorales; Choanephoraceae
Product: kinase-like domain-containing protein
Exons: 5
Coding region: 7-1191 (394 amino acids)
Biological process (GO): signal transduction; peptidyl-serine phosphorylation; endocytosis
Cellular component (GO): nucleus; cytoplasm
Molecular function (GO): ATP binding; protein serine/threonine kinase activity
Source: RefSeq, a predicted model, not a curated record
ACUAAAAUGGCAACAGCACCACAACGUCAUAGUAGCAAUGGAAAACCAAUAUCAAGUAAUAGUACAAACGUUGUUGGAGUUCACUAUAAAGUGGGUCGAAAACUAGGAGAAGGAAGUUUUGGUAUUCUUUAUGAAGGUACCAACUUGUUAAAUAACCAACAAGUGGCUAUAAAGUUUGAACCUCGAAAGUCAGACGCACCUCAGUUACGAGACGAAUACAGAACCUAUAAAAUCCUUUCUGGCACUCAUGGCAUUCCCUCUGCUUAUUAUUUUGGUCAAGAAGGUCUUCAUAAUAUACUUGUAAUUGAUCUUUUAGGUCCAAGCCUAGAAGAUUUAUUUGAUUCAUGUUCAAGAAAGUUUAGUAUCAAGACAGUCGCUACACUGGCUCGUCAUAUGAUUACUCGUAUUCAAAGUGUCCAUGAAAACAACCUGAUUUACCGUGAUAUCAAACCUGACAACUUCUUGAUUGGAAGACAAGGCACAAGUGAAGCAAACACGGUUUAUCUGAUUGAUUUUGGUAUGGCCAAACAAUAUAGAGAUCCUAAAACAAAGCAACAUAUUCCCUACCGUGAACGAAAGAGUUUAUCAGGUACAGCUCGUUAUAUGAGUAUCAAUACCCAUUUAGGAAGAGAACAAUCAAGAAGAGAUGACUUAGAAUCCUUGGGCCAUGUAUUUAUGUACUUCUUAAGAGGUUCUUUACCUUGGCAAGGAUUGAAGGCUGCUACCAAUAAACAGAAAUAUGAAAAGAUAGGUGAAAAGAAACAAACGACUGCCAUUAAAGAUUUAUGCGCUGGAUUCCCAGAGGAAUUUGGUAUCUAUCUUCAAUAUGUACGUAAAUUAGGCUUUGAAGAAACACCAGAUUAUGAUUUCCUUCGAGAUUUGUUUACCAAAGUACUCAAGAAUCAUGGUGAUAUAGAUGAUGAAGUCUAUGAUUGGAUGCUGUUAAAUAACGGUCGAGGACUGGUUGAAAAGCGAUCUUCUCGACACCAUCAUCAACAACAACAGCAACAGCAACAACAACAACAGCAGCCACGCCAUAUUCAAGAUAAUCCUUAUGGGCGCACUCAGCCACCUAACACUCAACUUGUUAAUCGACCUGAAGCUGCUGAUUAUGAUGAUGGAUCACGGAAAAAAGGCUUUUGGCAACAAUUUAUUUCGUUUGUUACUUGUGGGCUGUUUACUUGUGCGUAAUAUUAUUUUUCUUUUCUUUCUUUUCUGCAUUUCCAUUGUGUUACCUGUCAAGAGUCUUGGCUUUUUUUUGAAUAAAUUUUUUCAGAAGGAAAAAAAAAAAAAAAAGAUAACAUUCCUUUUCU